AUAUUAGCACCUGGUGGUCUCCAGUAAUACUGGUUUGCUCAAAUAGUCCAGAAGAAAAUUUAAGUGAACCAGAAACUCUGCAAGAAAAACCAAAGUACAAUGGAGGAAAAUAUAUGGGAAGAAGUAACAGAACGGGAUCAUCUUCUUCAAUUUGAUACAGAUGAGUUUGUCAUUAUUGAUAAUACCAGUUCGAGCGAGGCUUCGAUUUUUCCUCCUGACAAUCACCAAGACUUGCCACUCACUACUCCAGACUACUCAGAGUCAGAGGAGGACAUCAGUCAUAAAAUUCAUCAAGUGCCACAGGGAGGAGGUGAUGAUGGGCGGUGGAAGGAGUGCUUGAAAAUCAUCAACUCUGGAAUUUUUCGGGUUGCUUAUAAGUUCCGAUUUCUUGCGGUUUAUGUGGCAAAAUUGUGGCCGCUUGCUGCUGCUGGACUUGUGGUGAUUGUUUUGUAUCGGAAGAUGAAGAAGUGGGGGAGGAGGCCGGAGAAAUAUGAGGACCACUGGAGGCUUCUGAGCAGAGAGAAAGAUCAGAAAAUAAACCAUCUCUUGCUUCAGAUCGCCAAAAUGAAUGAAAUUUUGUCAGCAAGCCAAAGAGUUCCGGUACAUCGAGUUGUUUAAGAGUGAUCAUAGGUUCAUGUCGGCUGUGGAUUCCAGUAAAAGAAGGCUGAUCAUACCAAAAAAACCAGUCUAGAGCUUCAUGUUGUUCCAUUGCCCCUGAUUCAAAUUAUGGUAUUUAGGUCUCUUGUUUAGAUUGACAGUGGCUCCAUUAUAUAUAUACGGACAGCCUAGCUUUGAUAUUAUACAUGUGAUUUCCUUUUCACUCUA
This is a messenger RNA of Daucus carota subsp. sativus, 825 nucleotides long. RefSeq lists its product as uncharacterized. The coding region runs from base 100 to 618 and encodes 172 amino acids. The record is from RefSeq and is a predicted model, not a curated record. Lineage: Eukaryota; Viridiplantae; Streptophyta; Magnoliopsida; Apiales; Apiaceae. The transcript has 2 exons.